GAGAAGACUUGCACAGACCAUGGCGUUCUCGUGCACGGCCUACAAUGUAUGCUUCUUCCUGUACGUCUUCUCCGUGCCGGCAUUCCUGCAGUACCUGGUGCACGCGCCCUCGACGUUCAACAACUUGCCUUUCCACCCGGUGCCGCUGCAGACACUCAAGGGACAGGUGGCGAAGGUGAACAUGAGCAACCCGCCCCAGACCAUGGAAGAGGGCGUCAACCACUGCAAACCCUGCUACGAGGACAAGUAUCACAAGAUGGGCAUGUACCAGUGGGACAUCAUGCUCCGCAUGUCGUACGCUGAUCUCGUGGCACAGACACGGGACCAGCCGGUCAGCACCAUGUACCCCGUGAUCCUCGCGUCGAACGAUUUCAAGAAUUGGAGGGUCGUCGCGGACGCGGACGACGUGUCCGGCGACCACACGGAGGACGAGAUCACGGAGAAGAAGACCAAGCAGACCACACACAUCAGCCCUCCGCUGCUGAUCGCCAAGCUGAAGCCCUUCGGCUGCGUGGACAACGAGACGGGCACCACUGACCCCUUCAUGUGGUUCUUCGCCUCCGCGGGCAAGGCCCGCCAGUACAAGUGGAAGCUGGUGGAGCACAUCUCGCAGCACGGGGCCGUGAACCUCGUGGCGUGCGUCAUGCAGGGCUUCUCGAAGGUGAACCAAGUGCUCACCCACUACGCCCAGAGCUGCAUAUCGGAGACCAGCAUGUCCUGCGUGCAGACGCCGCGCGAGGCGCUGGGCCAGUGCUACGCGCUCGGCUCCGCCUGCGGCCAGGCCUGCGGGUACUACUCCCCGGCGUCGGGGCACUGCCAGAAUGGCCAACUCGACCCCGUGCUCUUCCAGGGGCUCACUGCCAAGCGGGUCAGCAUCAAGACGGCCCUGGGCGGAGGCGCCGCCAACUCCCUCGUCUAUUGCGAGGAGGAGGGGUGCAAGACGGGGCUGCACUUCAAGGGCAUGUACGUCGAGGCCGAGAAUCCCAACGACUUCGUCGUAGGCAACCAGGACUCCAUGACAGGCGACUACUACACGGUCAUGUUCGCCAUGUCCGACGUGGUGGAGUCGAGCGUCAAGGUGUCCCAGGUCCUCGGCGGUGACGAGGAGCAGGAUACGACCAAGCUGACCUCGCACCACAGCGGCCAUCACCACUCGAGCUCCACGGGCCGCCGCCUGGACGCGAGCGCCAAGUACGUGUGGCAGAUCGCGUCCACGCCCAACCUGACCAUGGGGGUCUUCAAGGACCACAGCUCCAACACCAUGCGCAUCCGGCCCGCGCGGGAGUCGUGCUACACGCAGCCGGGCUUCACCUACAUGGUCGCCUGCAUGACCGCGAAGCCCGUCUUCACGAGCGGGGAGAUGAUGGACACCGCAGGCCCGCCCUUCAACGACCGCUGCCUGGCCGUGGGCGGCAUCUGCGGCGCGGCGUGCGGCUCGGGCGAGACGCUGGACGAGGACGCGCUGAAGUACUGCCCGCUCCAGCACGGCCGCAGGCUGGGGCUCGCCGACGACUCCCCCUACGCGUCGGUGAGCAUUCCGAUGGAGUCGCUGGUGGCCCCCAUUGAGGCGCGCAAGUCGGCGACCACGAAGUCGCCGGCCGCGGCGUUCUUCUUCUCCGGCUUCAUCUUCUUCGUGACGAUAUCCUACUUGGCCACAAUUCUCAGCAAGUUCCCCGGAAACUUCACAGACUUCUAUCCCAUGCACACGUGGGAUGAGAUCAAGACGCACGGCUACGUGUUGGAGAAAUUUGGUUGCCGUGCGGCUUUCGUAUUUUUGUUGCGCCAUGGGUAG
Molecule: messenger RNA, 1792 nt
Organism: Prorocentrum cordatum
Lineage: Eukaryota; Dinophyceae; Prorocentrales; Prorocentraceae
Source: the annotation of a GenBank genome assembly